This is a messenger RNA of Oncorhynchus gorbuscha (pink salmon), 1152 nucleotides long. RefSeq names its product proline-rich protein HaeIII subfamily 1-like. NCBI's taxonomy places the organism in Eukaryota, Metazoa, Chordata, Actinopteri, Salmoniformes, Salmonidae. The record is from RefSeq and is a predicted model, not a curated record. The transcript has a single exon. Bases 1 to 1152 code for a protein of 383 amino acids.
AUGGGUGGAUCCUUUACCUCUGCCCCCUAUGGGCGGAUCCUUUACCUCUGCCCCCUAUGGGUGGAUCCUUUACCUCAGCCCCCUAUGGGUGGAUCCUUUACCUCAGCCCCCUAUGGGCGGAUCCUUUAUCUCAGCCCCCUAUGGGCUGAUCCUUUACCUCAGCCCCCUAUGGGCGGAUCCUUUACCUCAGCCCCCUAUGGGCGGAUCCUUUACCUCAGCCCCCUAUGGGCGGAUCCUUUACCUCUGCCCCUAUGGGCGGAUCCUUUACCUCAGCCCCUAUGGGUGGAUCCUUUACCUCAGCCCCCUAUGGGCGGAUCCUUUACCUCAGCCCCUAUGGGCGGAUCCUUUACCUCAGCCCCCUAUGGGCGGAUCCUUUACCUCAGCCCCCUAUGGGCGGAUCCUUUACCUCAGCCCCCUAUGGGCGGAUCCUUUACCUCAGCCCCCUAUGGGCGUAUCCUUUACCUCAGCCCCCUAUGGGCGGAUCCUUUACCGCAGCCCCCUAUGGGUGGAUCCUUUACCUCUGCCCCCUAUGGGCGGAUCAUUUACCUCAGCCCCCUACGGGCGGAUCCUUUACCUCUGCCCCCUAUGGGCGGAUCCUUUACCUCAGCCUCCUACGGGUGGAUCCUUUACCUCAGCCUCCUAUGGGUGGAUCCUUUACCUCAGCCUCCUAUGGGCGGAUCCUUUACCUCUGCCCCCUAUGGGCGGAUCCUUUACCUCAGCCCCCUAUGGGUGGAUCCUUUACCUCAGCCCCCUAUGGGCGGAUCCUUUACCUCAGCCCCCUAUGGGCGGAUCCUUUACCUCAGCCCCCUAUGGGCGGAUCCUUUACCUCAGCCCCCUAUGGGCGGAUCCUUUACCUCAGCCCCUAUGGGCGGAUCCUUUACCUCAGCCCCCUAUGGGCGUAUCCUUUACCUCAGCCCCCUAUGGGCGGAUCCUUUACCGCAGCCCCCUAUGGGUGGAUCCUUUACCUCUGCCCCCUAUGGGCGGAUCCUUUACCUCUGCCCCCUAUGGGCGGAUCCUUUACCUCAGCCUCCUAUGGGUGGAUCCUUUACCUCAGCCUCCUAUGGGUGGAUCCUUUACCUCAGCCUCCUAUGGGUGGAUCCUUUACCGCAGCCCCCUAUGGACGGAUCGUUUAUAUUUUACGAUAAGAACUAA